This is a messenger RNA of Lottia gigantea (owl limpet), 1659 nucleotides long. RefSeq lists its product as hypothetical. The transcript has 4 exons. The record is from RefSeq and is a predicted model, not a curated record. Bases 1 to 1659 code for a protein of 552 amino acids. Lineage: Eukaryota; Metazoa; Mollusca; Gastropoda; Lottiidae.
AUGGUCACCUAUUUGAACAUCAAUAUGAAGUUGAUUCUAAUGAUAGCUAUAACUCUGGUUAACUUUCAACUUAUGGACGCUGGGAAGGGAACGAACGGAGACAGCCUCAUGAAAAGGGAUUCUGUAACUAGCCCUGAAACCCAGCCGACCAUUUUGGAACGCUGCCUUAAUACCACCGAAUGCCUGGACAAUAAACAAAUUAAUAAAGAACUGAAGGAGAAUUGUGAAGACUGUAAAGAGGGAUACUGUCGUUUAGUUUUAACAUCAGAAUUUAAUUGUACCUCAAACAGUUGUAAGAAUGCGGGUACAUGUAUUGAUGAUGGAGAGACACAAGUCUGUCAAUGUCCUCCUGGUUUUUUGGGGAAAAUCUGUGAAUAUGGCAAGUUUGGAGGUAGAGCUGUCAAUGAUGACGAUGCCCAACGGCUGGAACGUAGAGGUGGUCCACAUGGUUCGCACGAUGGACACACUGGUAACCAUGGACACGAUAGUUUUGGACGUAGAGCUGUCAAUGGUGACGAUGUCCAACGGCUCGAACGUAGAGGUGGUCCACAUGGUUCGCACGAUGGACACACUGGUUACUAUGGAUACGAUAGUUUUGGACGUAGAGCUGUCAAUAUUGACGAUGUCCAACGGCUGGAACGUAGAGGUGGUCCACAUGGUUCGCACGAUGGACACACUGGUAACUAUGGAUACGAUAGUUUUGGACGUAGAGCUGUCAAUAUUGACGAUGCCCAACGGCUAGAACGUAGAGGUGGUCCACAUGGUUCGCACGAUGGACACACUGGUAACCAUGGUUACGAUAGUUUUGGACGUAGAGCUGUCAAUAUUGACGAUGCCCAACGGCUAGAACGUAGAGGUGGUCCACAUGGUUCGCACACUGGACACACUGGUAACUAUGGAUACGAUAGGUUUGGAGGUAGAGCUGUCAAUGAUGACGAUGCCCAACGGCUAGAACGUAGAGGUGGUCCACAUGGUUCGCACACUGGACACACUGGUAACUAUGGAUACGAUAGGUUUGGAGGUAGAGCUGUCAAUGAUGACGAUGCCCAACGGCUGGAACGUAGAGGUGGUCCACAUGGUUCGCACGAUGGACACACUGGUAACCAUGGAUACGAUAGUUUUGGACGUAGAGCUGUCAAUGUUGACGAUGCCCAACGGCUAGAACGUAGAGGUGGUCCACAUGGUUCGCACGAUGGACACACUGGUAACCAUGGAUACGAUAGUUUUGGACGCAGAGCUGCCAAUGGUGACAAUGCCCAACGGCUCGAAAGUAGAGGGGGACCUAAAGUUGGCAAUGGUAUUGACGGCCAAGGAUUUGGUUGUAGAAGUGGUGGUUCUCUUAGAUUCGGUGGAAACAGUACAGAUACUCCUAGAGAUGAGGACGAUAUCCAUUUUUAUCCAAAUAUGGAAACGGAUCAAGAGGCUAUAUUGUAUUGUGAAUCUAUUUGUGAAAGUCAACCGCUCUGUCUAUCAUAUUACCUAUACAGAGGGAUGUAUGAUAACGAUGACAACAUAAGGUACUGUUUCACCUUCUCCGAAUUGAGCCAGGAUUUGCCUCUCGGUAACGGCACAGCGUAUGCCAUUGGAGACAAAACUAUGCAAUGUAUUAUGACACUAGAAGAUCAAGUAUACCAAAAUACAACCGAAAAGCUCAAAUAA